This is a messenger RNA of Symbiodinium necroappetens, 3545 nucleotides long. The record is from the annotation of a GenBank genome assembly. NCBI's taxonomy places the organism in Eukaryota, Dinophyceae, Suessiales, Symbiodiniaceae.
AUGGCUUAUUCGUCGCGCCAUGCUAUGGGUGCGCCACUGCAGAGUGAGGAGCGUUGCGUGAUAUGGAGCAUUCGACUGUUCAGCAUGGUCUUUCUUUUAGUCAUACAUGGCAUCGGCAAGCCGAAGACUUUGCAGACUUGCCCCACAGCAGCGAGCGUGGAUGGCUUUUGGUCAAUGCUGGUUUUCUGGACAAGCCUUUAUGUCAUGAUCGAUAUGGGUGGCUGCUUGUUCUGUGCAUGCAAACUGAGAUGGUUUGAGUGGCUUGGUCCGCGAUUAGGAUGCCUUGGGCGCACCAUAAAUGCGGUCAGUAUGGGCCUGGCAGUUUACAGUAUGGUGCUGUAUGGGCGAGCUUUCACAUAUCAUAUCCACUGCGUGGGGGUGGUGGGCGUCUUCGUCAUCAUUUGUGCGGGUACGUUUGUUCUUGGGAUGCUGGCAUGGUGGCUACUCAUCGACAGUGAUUCGCGCAGGCCACCGUCUAUUGGGGAUGGUUUGGGCGAUGAAGAGCCGCGCUGCUGUCGGUCUUGCUGCCGGGAUGUUUGUAACCUCUUCUGCGACACUGAGCCGUGGCCUGGACCGAAGGGCCGUGCAGGGCCAGACAUGGAGACGGGCUUGCCGCCCUCCCCGCACUCUGCCACGGUCGGCCAAGUGCCACCUUCGCCGUCGAGGCUGGGCCGGAGCAGCGGAAGUGGCAGUGGGGACGCUCGGUCGGUGCUCCGAGUCUUAAGUCGAUCUGGUGAAGUGCUUUACACCGCCCGGACCCGACAAGCUGUGCGGACCUGGCUGAAACGGAACCUGGACCGCGAAAAGCGCAAGGGCGCUUUGGUUGAAGACAGGCCGCGCUCGAAGCGCCGCAAGAAGCCUCCUACGCCUGGCCCGAAGGGAGGCGCGGCAGACUUUGCCCUUUUCCUGCACGAGAAGGGGCGCAGCGAGGAGUUGCUGGAUCUGUGGGCCUUGGACCUUGCCCGGGCAGCAGACUGGAACUAUUUGCACCCACCCGAAAAUGGCUCUUCGUCGUUCCCGCCGCGACGGGACACCCGCCGCCAUGUGAUGGACGACUGCUGCAAGCUCGUAAAUGGUCUGGAGGCUGCAUGGCAGGAGUACCAAGUGUCGGCAGAGGGCCUGGGCAACUUCGACGACACGCGCGAGUGGCUGCCGCACGAUUUUCCAAGUGAUACCAUCCUCGACGAAAUUCGCAACGAGCACGACGAUAGCUGCGAUGUCACCGUCAGCAAGGAGCACAACAAUUACAAUUUCUCCAUCAUGGCGAUGGUCGGAAUACAUGUGAGCGUUGUUUGUUCCGACUUGAUCACCACUUGGGCUACCAAUGCAGCUGGGGGGCGGGAGAAGUGCCGGGCGGCCUUCGAGACGCGGCUGCCAAUGCUGAGCUAUUCCGACUGUACUCGGGAUCACGUUCGCGUUUUUCCUGUGCCACCCAGUGGCUCUGCAUACAGCCCACAGACUUGCUUGGAGCACUCCUUCGAAAUAGAGGAGUUUGCCCCCAGACUCUUCGCAGAGGUCCGGCGUGCCUGCGGCAUCUCCAGUGAGUCCUACUGUAUCUCUGUCUGUCGGACGGACUUCGAGUUCAUUGAGUUUGGUACUAACUCCAAGAGUGGCGAGCUCUUUUUCUUUACGUAUGAUCAUCAGUAUCUGCUGAAGAGCACCUCGGAGCUCGAGGCGCAGACUUUGAUUCGCAUGCUGCCGCGGUACUUGCAAAGGCUGGAGGACGAGCCUCGGUCCAUCCUGGGACGAUACUUGGGCCUUUACCGUGCCCUUUGGAUGAGUUUUGGGCGACAGAAGCCAAAGCAGCUUGGAGCCAUGAAGAAUUGCCUGGUGCAUGUGCAGCGGCUUUCUGGAGAGAUGACGGAGCACGCGUUCCACCCCUCCACGAGCAUUGCAGAGGUGCUGGCCGUUUGUGCGCCCAGGGAUGCACACGCAAUGCAGGGCCUUCCUGACCUUCCCGGCACAUCACAUCUGGCCAAGCGUUCGCUGCUUCUGGAAGGUCGCGUCUUGGGCUCUUGGGAGGUGCUUGGGGAGUUGGUGCAUCGAAAUCCUACGCGCUCGCCCGGCUCGCCCCUCUCGCUGCAGCUGAUUUGCCAAACCCGGCAGCUGGAGCGCGCAGAUGUGCGAGGCAGCCUAGGUCCAGGCCAAGGCCAGACCUUGAGGGACCGCAGGGCUUUGCGGAUCGCAGUUGUUGGCGCCUCAGGUGUCGGAAAGUCGUCCUUGGUUCGCUGUUGCGGUGAUCCUCUGAUGGAGUGGCUGGACUCCUGGGAUCUGGCACGGCUGUGCUUUCUCGUCGAUAAGGAGGCUUUUGUUCCUGCUUGGAUGUCCGUGGAAGCCGUGGGCAUCUGUUGGGCUGAAGUGCUCGCAGAUAUAGUGGUGGUUCUAUUCGACCUGACAGAUGCAGACUCGUUCCAGCACGCUUGCUUGCAAUUGUCUGGGCUUGGGAAGAUGCCUCGCGUGAAAACCCGUAUCCUUCUUGGAAACAAGAUGGACCUGGACUCGGAACGACAGGUUUCUCAACAGAAUGCACAGGUCAUUGCAGCCAGAGAGGGGCUGAGAUAUUUUGAAAUAUCAGCCCUGCAUGGCCUUGGUGUCGAGGACGCCCUUCGCUAUGCAGUCCUCGAUGCUUGGGUCCAAAUCGAGAGGUGGAUUGCACGGUCCUGUUGGAGCCUGCGCCAACUCGGUUGGCUAGUGGGCUUCUCGAUCGAGAGGUCGCUUCAGUCUGAUGCAGUCAGCAUGGAGGGACAUCCGUCUCGUUUGUUUUUCGUAAUGCGGUCCGUGACGACGCAUACGCUUGGAAUCUCGCACACGUACGACAUCAAGGGGAGCACCCGAAAUCGCAUCUCAGAUCCUGAAGACCACGUCGGCAAGGACGUGAACUUCGAUGAGGAAAUGGGGACUUCCCUAAACCUUCCAGAAGCGAUUGCAGCGGAGGUUGCAACCGUUCACCAGACCGACGUUGAGUUGCUCCAGGACUUUCGCAUCAUGGAUUUUUCCUUGCUUCUACAGAUCCAUGACAGAACAGAUGGAGUGUUCGAGCAGAAGCGUCACGAGUGCGCAGUCAGGCUACGGGAGAUGAAGGAAAGGCAGAGGUUUUCGUUUCGCCGCAUCCCGUCACGACGAACUCGAGCUCUGCCCGCCAGCAUGAUCGGGAGCGCAGCCCAUACCAGGACAGAGGGGCUCAGCCAUGGCCCGGAGGUCCAUGUCCGCAUGGGCGAGCCCCGACGAACAUGGACGUGGCAAGGCACUGUCUCGCAGCUUUUCAGAAACGACGCGGCGCCGUCAAUCACGCCUGCUCCGAACAACUGGCUGCCGAGCGACGGCACCCUGGUGCGGCGAGAUGGCUCCAUGGUGUACACGAUGGGUCUCAUAGACAUGCUCGUGCCAUUCAGUGCGUAUCCAAAGAUGCAAUACGUGGGCAUGGAAGUCAUAACCUGCGGAAAUGGUUUUGCGAGCAGUCGUGUGCCUCCAGACUUCUACUGCGAGAGGCAAAUCGAGAAGGUGCACGGAAUCUGCGAUCAGGUGAAGCCAAACCAGCCGGCAAG